Molecule: messenger RNA, 3320 nt
Organism: Salvelinus fontinalis (brook trout)
Lineage: Eukaryota; Metazoa; Chordata; Actinopteri; Salmoniformes; Salmonidae
Exons: 6
Coding region: 231-2021 (596 amino acids)
Cellular component (GO): nucleus
Source: RefSeq, a predicted model, not a curated record
GUACUUUUUUGUGUUGUGACAAGGUGCUGGUGUAAACAGUUUCCAAUAACAAUUUCAUCGUUAAGAGUUUUACUUUAGACGUUUAUUAACACCCUGGAACUCAAACUAUGAAUAAUUUAACUGUAUAACAAUAUAUACAUACCCCAUGGAGUGUUUAAUUCGCGUUUGAGACAGGACUUGCUUGAUAUAUGUUAUCUAGGUAACGCUGUAGCUAACAAUUGUAGCUAACAAUGGCUAACUGUAUGGUUUUUCACACUCAAAUAGCCUCCAUCAUGGAGGUGCUAGCAAAUGCAGCUGUGGCGGAGAUCUGUAAACUCGUAGACGACGACUAUGCAGUGUUUCGUUUGGAAAUAACUCAAAGCCAGAAAGAAAACAGGGCAUUGCGGAGGAAACUACAGCUACUGGAACUAAAGGGGUCACGGGAGCGCAUCCUCGCAAGUCGUCCCAGAAGUGUCAAGAUCCUCGACCGAUACAGAGGAAUGGGAAGAGGUGAAGGACAUCUCACUGGAGGCCACAGGAGCUUUGUUAAACCAGCGGGACACAAUACAUGGAGAGAUGGCCAACCAAUCACUGUUGAUGAGGGGAGUGGAACCUCAACCCAGCAAGUUAUCGUUAUAGAGUCUGCAGGUCCUGGGGUCAAGCAUGAGAGGUCUGAACGAGAGGACGAGCCGAAACACAGCAGAGACAUCCAGACUGUAGCAGCGGCUGGAGUGACGCCCCCUGUAGCCACUGAGGACCUUGCCACCGCCGUGCCCCAGCCCAGGGCCCGAUGCAGCAUCACGGAGGAGGAGGAGGGUCCAGAGGUGCUGCUGUUGAAGGAGGAGGGGUGUGAGGAGGGUCUGGGGAACCCUGAGGGGAACAUGGUCAUGGAGGACAACCAGACUACACCUCCUCCUGAACCCAGAGAGGAACCAGCUGAGCAGCACAGGACCACACACAGUCUCACUGAGUCAGUAGACAUGGAGGAUGGGAAGCCUGAUCUGCUGCUGGUCAAAGAGGAGACAAUAGAAGAUGGACCAGAGAGCAUUGACCUGCUGAGUGGACAAAAGAUGGGGGAGCAAGGUGGUUGGCUAGAGGCUAACAGAGGAGACUGGGCUGCCAUAUUGGAUUCCCAGACCCAGACUGGUGCACCCAAAGGCUCAGGGGACAUCAUCACUGAGCAGGCCAGGACCAGAGGCGACAUAGUGGAGAUCAAUGGAUGGGACAGCGUCCUCAACUCUGAAGUGGGGAACAACACCUUGAACCACAACCAGAAACAGACAGUCGAACACAAAACAACAACCAAACUCAGUCUCCAUGACAACAGACUGGCUGAGACCAGGGCAAGGUGUAGAUUUGGUCUGCAGGGACGGGGAGGUGUCCGUAUGCAGCGGGAGAGAACAGACACAGACUCUGCUAGCGAUGCUCCGUCCUGCUACUAUAGUUGUGAUUCAGAGAGAGUGAUGGCACCUCAGGUUAACCCCCUAACAGGUGCUGCCUUCAGCCCGCCUUCUAUAGGAUCUAUCAACUGGAACAUGGACCCUGCGACAACACAGACUCUCCCUGGCAUUUGUCCUCCUCACAGUCUCCUAAUGUUAAACCAGACCUCAGACAAUGCCAGUGCCUCAACACUAAAUGGCUACACAAGCCCAUUGACAAAUGACAGUAGUAAUAACGCUAUCAGCAGAUCUGGUGGCAAAGAGAAGCGCUUUCCGUGUUCAUUCUGUGGGAAAGCCUUCAGUUUCCCCAAACAAGUGGAGAUCCACCAGAGGAUGCACACAGGGGAGAAACCAUUCAGCUGUCAUCUUUGCCGGGCCAGUUUCUCCCAGUUGUCCAACCUGAAGAGGCACCAGAGGGUCCACACCGGGGAGAAGCCUUACAGCUGCCCCCAGUGUGAGAAGAGGUUCUCCCACCAGCACCAUCUGAAGAUACACCUGAAGGUCCACAUGGGGGAAAGGCCUGUACGCACUGGGGAAAGAGUGUUCUCGGAGAGGAGUUAUCUCAGGAUACACCAGCAGAAAAUGCACACGGACAAUGUAUAGUGUAUAGUGAGUGUUAAGGAAUUAUUAUUUUAUUUAGCACUUUUCAUACAGUAUCUCACUUUUAAAAAAACAGACAAAAACAAAUAAAGUCUGUCUUCUCCUUCAGGGUCCCGUCUAAUGCCUGCUGACUGGGUUCAUAGAAAGCCUGGACCUGGAUCUAGCCUUCCUCAGCUACCUCAUGGUUAACCCACAAAUACAGACAGGGUCAGGAUUGGUGUUCACAAGAGUUACCUAACCUGUAACACAGCACACAAUCCCAACAACACCCAAACAAUGGCUAGAGGUCAAGGAGGGAGCUCAAAGACUAACCACCUGAGGGUUGUUGCUCCUGCUUCUACCUCCUCUGGUGUCAUUGGGUUACAAUGCGGGAGGCCGAGCAUGAGAACGGAUGCUGACAAGCCAUACACCUGCCCCAGGUGUGGGAAGCGCUUCGCUAAGACUAAAUAUAUGAAGCAGCACCAGAGCGUUCACACUAAGGAGGCCUUUCAAGUGCAAGCUAUGUUACAAGAGCUUCUCAUUCCUGAGUAGCCUUAUUAGACAUAGGAGUGUCCACAAUGGGGAGAAAUCGUAGCAGUGUGGCUUGAGAUGUACACAAGGGAUAUCUGGGAACUAUUCUUUAGCUGUUAUAUUAUAGUCAUCAUGUGAAGUGUCUUGGGCUAAGAGGGUAAUUAACCAUGUAACAUUCAUUAAACCUUUGUUAACUUGUCAUUUAAAAUAGGCUUGUGUACCUGUUUUUAGAGAGACUAGGUUAGAAUAAGGACAGUUUCAUUUUUACCUUACUGAGGUGAUGUAGAUAGAAUAGAAAAUAAUAUCAUCACUUUAUUCCUACACACUUUUUUCUAAACUAGUCUGCUCUCUGCUUGAAAGAUACUGAUCAUAGGAGAUUUGAUGUGUAACGUAAUAAGCAGUACCGCAUUUCAAAGAACAGCAUACGUCACUUUUUCAUUUAACCACACCCUUUGAGCUAUGACGCCAACCAAUAAGAUACUUUCUCUUCAGUGUAACGGAAGUGGGUGUGGCUAGGCGACAUGGUGGAAGCGGAUGUGGAACUGAAAUAGAAUGCUGGUGGAGAAAAGGAUGAGUGGACUUCUGUCCAAAAGAAUGGGAUAAGGAGAAAAACUGUUGUGGAAAAUAUGUCUAGUUCUGAUCAUAUCCCAUUGUGUCUGGUAGGACUGCAGUUUUUGGAAAAACAAUGUAUGCCAGACUUGGUGAAUCCGUUUCCAUUUAGUGUGUUUCUGCUGAUCAGAAAAGGCGUGUCUCACCCGAAUUGAUGAAUAUAAUCUAUCUUGUGUUGAUGUG